Messenger RNA from Dentiscutata heterogama, 152 nucleotides. NCBI's taxonomy places the organism in Eukaryota, Fungi, Glomeromycota, Glomeromycetes, Diversisporales, Gigasporaceae. The record is from the annotation of a GenBank genome assembly.
AGAUUGGAUGGAAUCAAAUCUUAUUUCUUUAUCUAAUGGUCUAUUGGAUUAUAAUUAUGAUUCAAAACAAUUAAUGGAUUUUGGAAAAUCUUUGAAAAAACAAAAAAAAUUUAAAUUAUCAAAAGUUGUUCGUUAUAUAACGAAAUCUCUUG